ACCUCUCUCAACAUAUCAGCUCUUCCUUGGGGUCUUCUUCUUUAGACUUUCCUCAACCUUCUUAUUACCCUUUUGUUUAUCCUUACUGCUACUAAUUCAGUCAAUUUACCCUUCCUUUUAAACCUUAAACCAUUCUCUGUAGUGAUCCUCAAACCACAACUUUAUUGUUCCUGCCUCUAAGAAAUGGCAUCAAGCUCAAUGUCAGCCUCUGGUUCAUGGAGUGCUAAGGACAAUAAAGCCUUUGAAAGGGCUCUAGCUGUUUAUGACAAGGACACCCCAGACCGUUGGUACAAUGUUGCAAAUGCUGUUGGUGGGAAAACUCCAGAUGAAGUGAAGAGGCACUAUGAGCUCCUUGUUCAGGAUGUUAAGCAUAUUGAGUCAGGACAAGUGCCAUUCCCAAAUUACAGGAAAAGUGGAGUGUCUGAGGAGGAGAAAAGGCUGAGGAACCUGAAGCUCCAGUAACCCACAACUACCAUGAACAACAACAAAGAUUUUCUCAUGUUCAUCAUCCAACAACUUUUCUUGUUUCUUGGUAGUAGUACGUGGUGUUAUGUCAUACACAGUGCUAGUGCAAUAUAGCAUUAGACUAUUAGUCAUAAGAAUCAUAUAUCCCAUGAUUCCAUCUUGUACUUUCUUGUCGUUGAAGC
Gastrolobium bilobum is the source of this 647-nucleotide messenger RNA. RefSeq names its product protein RADIALIS-like 1. NCBI's taxonomy places the organism in Eukaryota, Viridiplantae, Streptophyta, Magnoliopsida, Fabales, Fabaceae. Bases 184 to 462 code for a protein of 92 amino acids. Gene Ontology annotation, molecular function: DNA-binding transcription factor activity. The record is from RefSeq and is a predicted model, not a curated record. The transcript is spliced from 2 exons.